Messenger RNA from Corticium candelabrum, 805 nucleotides. RefSeq lists its product as uncharacterized. NCBI's taxonomy places the organism in Eukaryota, Metazoa, Porifera, Homoscleromorpha, Homosclerophorida, Plakinidae. The transcript is spliced from 5 exons. The coding region runs from base 16 to 573 and encodes 185 amino acids. Gene Ontology annotation, cellular component: BLOC-1 complex. The record is from RefSeq and is a predicted model, not a curated record.
UGCGCAUGCGCAAUAAUGGCCGCAGCAGCAGACGUCGAGACCGAUGAGACGGUAGAACAAGCGCCCAGCGUCUCGAACGAUUUAGAAGAUGCGACAGAAGUUAGUAUCGAGGCUUUGUCUAAAGACUUCGCUACCCUGUUUUGCGUUGAGACGUCGAGAAAGACUGGCGGUAUGGAGGCUACCACAGACGACAUCUUGGCGCGACUGGAUGAAUAUUACCAGCUUGUAGAAAGGAUUCACCAAGAGUCAGAGGCCGCCUUCGAACAGACAUUGCCUGCACUUCAGGCUCAGUGUGAUGAAUUGACUGCAGUAUUUAGGAGCAUCGACCAGUUGGAGGCAUUUAUUGCUGUUGUUCGGGAGAAUGUAACUGAGCUGGAAAAGAAAGUAGCCUUAGCAGACAAAGAACUCUCUGUAAAUCCCAUAAAACGAGCUUUUCAGAAAGUAGAACUUCCCGCAUUUCUAAAGAGAAGAACGGGCUUUGGAUCGAAAGUACUACAGCAGCCGCAUUCCGACAAGAAAUGGCAGCGACCAGAUAUAUUUCAAACUGAUGAUUAUCUUGGCAAGCCUUCGUGAUGUCAUUGCCUGUCACGUGAUUACAGAGGCGAUAUGUCUCUCAUAUUUAUUUUUGCACAAACUUGCUAUUCUAUUGCUUCUUGGCCGUUGAUGAUGAACUACGUUAAUGUACAUGUAUAAAUUGCAGAGUUCCAAUAUUAAUUAAUUAAUUAUUAAGACUUGCAUUAAUUUCGUUUUGCCGCUUCGUGUAAACUUGAUAUUUGCUCAGGAAAAAGUAAAAUGUGCUUUCGCA